Molecule: messenger RNA, 3122 nt
Organism: Penaeus vannamei (Pacific white shrimp)
Lineage: Eukaryota; Metazoa; Arthropoda; Malacostraca; Decapoda; Penaeidae
Source: RefSeq, a predicted model, not a curated record
GUGAGGCUGAAAAUGGCGGCGAAGGCAGCGGCUCCGACUCCCAGAGUGAGAGCGGAAUCAGCAGCAGCGGCGGCAGCAGCAUGAGCGUCGCCGGUAGAAAACGGAAGAAGACCAACCUGAGCGGGUCGACGGGGCCGUCGAGGCGCGGCAAAAAGAGAAGGUCCGGGAUUUCAGCCAGAGAGAGGAACCUGCGGCGGCUGGAGAGCAACGAGAGGGAGCGGAUGAGGAUGCACUCGCUCAACAAGGCGUUCCAGGAGCUGCGCGAAGUCAUUCCCCACGUGAAAAUGGACCGACGGCUGAGUAAAAUCGAGACCCUAACUCUGGCGAAGCAUUACAUUAUGGCCUUGACCAACACCGUUUGUGAUAUGAGAGGCGACGAGAAGCCUUACAAAUUUUUAGAUGCUUUCGUGAACCAAGAUGACAACCCAAACGACGACAUUGGAGAAGACGCGGAGGACGAUGAAGAGGACGAAGACGAGGAAGAGGAAGAAAUGGAAGAAAUCAACAACAAUGAAACCACGCCCGUGUACUAGCAGCAAAGCGCCCAGAUUCCGUUGGAAACCCAAGCCAGCUGCGUCCCACGGGAGCCGCAGUCGGUCCAAUGGCUUACGGUUUCUCAGUCAUUAUGAAGAGAAUUGGAAAUACUGCGGGGUCGGGGCAUGGCAGUCCCCGUCACACACGAUGGUUAUCUUUCACUCGGGACCAAGCAUUCCAUGUUACAAUGUUUUGUUGAAUGUAAUUAAGUAUGUUGAUGUAACUCUCGUGCCCCGACCCCAGUCCGAGAAUGUGCUUAGGUAAAUUAAUUAAAUAUUUAUAUAUUAUGGUUCUUCUGUUAAAUGUGGUUGCUGUUGAAUAUACACGAGGAUUUUGUAGCAAGAGGUUGCAAAAUACGCGUGACAUCCAUCUGACAGAAAGUGAUGCAGUGGACCAUGGCAAUUGUGCAAUACGGAUACUCAAGGUACCAAAUACUUUUCACACUUCGAAAGCAGUGACAUCGUGUACCACAAGUUCUCUCAUUUCAACUUCCUGCACAAAUAUGAAAUAUAGUGAGGCAGUGUCACAUUGUAGAAAUAAUGUUGUGAAUCAAAACUGUUGUCCAAACCCCCAAGAGUGAGCUCUAGUGAUUGUGAGGUGAAUAUGGUUUGAGAUGUAGUGCUGCUACAUGAUUUAACUUUGUGUAUUUCUUUCGAAUAAGAUCCACUGUCAACUAAGAGAAAACCUGGAGAAAAUACUUAGUUGAGGAAUAAAGAUGAAGGAUUUUUUUCUCAGAAAAGAAGAGGAGAAAAUGCGAUGAAUAGCAAAGUAUAUUAAUUUUGGCUGAUAUUCAGUUCAUCAUUGGAAGCUAUCGUAGGCUGCUCAAGUAGAGUUCAUUCAACAAGCAAUGUCUUCCAUGAUUCCUUCCACAAACAGGCCCCCUACAGUUUUCGACGGAUCCACGCUGUUGCUGCUGUUUUCAGUGGCGAGCAAGAUAUUUUGGGACAUUUCUCCUAAUACAAUUCAAAGCAUACAAUGCAUCGUAAUGAACAUGAUGACCUGAAUAUCCAAUUUACUUUUUGUACAGUUUUCUUCACUUCUUAUUUACCAGCCAUGACGUAGGUCCUGUUUGGCAGUUUUAGUCACUGAGGACCAAGUUACUUGUAAUUCAUUCCUUUAAUUUUUAAUAGCACUGCAUCACAGAUCUUAUUUUUAUUUUGCUGUACUGUAUUAUGCAGUGGACUGUUUAGAGUUAUGGAAAACUUAAAGGGAUUUCUUUGUCAGUGGUAGUGUGAAUAACUUUGAUAUUGUGUUUUGUUUUUGAAAUAUUUUUGAUGGCUGCAAAAUGUUCCAUGGUCAAUCUUAGGCAAAAUAGCAGAUCCGUCUGUAGCAAAAGACGGAACAAUUCAUUCAAAUGAAGUGUACUACUAAAGAAAGCAAUCUGAUAUGCAUAAGUUCACAAUUCUGCCUUUCAACUGCAACAUAUGCACCAUCAAAGCACUGUAUCAAGUAGUAGAAUUCUUCAAGCAGUUUGAAGAUGUGCCUUACCGAUUUUUGUAUCCCAUGUCCGUUUGCCUCUUCACUGGUUGUGGGAGAUAUGCCUUUUGAAGUAUUAUGCUUUGUAGCAAACAAAUCUGCCUUUUUUUUUUAUAUGGUUGGCCUAUAGAAUAUUAUUCUGGUUGACUAGUUUCAGAAUCGCAUACGUGAGGGGUCUUUCGAAGUUGUAAUUUAAAUUGAUCAUUGACAUGAUGUAACAGAAAAAACAAUUUUGUGUAUCUGGCCUUAGGUAUAUGGUUAUAGUUUCCCAUUCAUCUCAUUCAGUCAUUCCAUUUUUCAUCACAUCAUUUAUUUUCUUUUUAAGUUCUACUCAUUCCUUCCUUCAUUUCUGAAUGAUAAAGCAUACCUGAAAUUGCUCUUCUAAAUUUCAAUCAUCACUGCAUGUCAAUUGGACCACUUAGCUAUUAAAGUCACAGGCCAAUAUCAUAGCAAGCUCAAAGUUUUCAAAGUUUGACCCUUGUUUAGUCAUAAAUCCUUUAAAAAUGUUGACAAAUGGUGCCUUAGGAAAACCUUUUUUUAUACUUAAAGUAUGCACACAAUAUCAUGACAGUAUUAAGUAGCUUCACACUAAAUCUUGCUCCUUCCAAAUCCACCUGCUUAGCAAUUGUGUCCGGCUUGAAUAACAAGUUUUGUUUUCAUAUUUAAUUUUCAGCAUGAGUGGAAAAUGUGCACAUAGAGAGUUGUUACAAGUGAAACAAUUUCCAGUAAACCCUGUUCAAAACCAAAUUUGGUGGAAGGCAUAUAUUCUGAUUUUAUUCAAUUUUAUUAAAUGCUCUGUAACGUGUCUGGAAAAAAGUAUGGGUCUGAACUUGGAAAUUGGACAGUCGUAACGUUUCAUUGUAUAUCAGAGUAAUAUAUAUUUUAUUGUUUAUGUUCUUUGCCUUAUGGACAACCAAAGAUUGAACAUAGAAAAAUUAUAGCCAUUUGUUUAGAAAUGCUGGAUAAUCCAUGUAUGUAUAUUGUACUUUCCAUUUAUUGCACAGUAAAUUUGAAGCAAUGCAAAAAAUGGUCAUGAAGGCAGAGACAGUAUUGCAAAGUUAAUAUAUUGCAGAUAUUUUUAUCUUUAUAAUAAAAUUUAUUGUAAGAGGUAA